AUGGAGUCUACCCUCAAGGAGCUAAUGGACCAAGCUUCGAGUCGUUUAAUGGACAUAAAAGGCCUUCAUGAAGAAAGGAUAAAAAUAUUACAGCAGUUAUCUAGUUUGCAGAACAUGCUAAAGAAUGUGAAGUGUAUUUCCUCUUCCCAAGCCUAUCAGUUGGUGAGAGAUCAAAUAGAAAAGUCAAAGUCUGAAGUUUUUGAGUGCCAGGCCUUAUUUGAGAAACUACAGGUUGAGAAGGAUAAUCUUUUGUGGAGGGAGAGGGAACUGAAUGUGAAGAGUGACAUUGCUGAUGUUUUCGAAGAUCUUCUGCAGUUGUUGAUUCUAGAAUUUCUGAUCUGGGUAUAG
Molecule: messenger RNA, 348 nt
Organism: Prunus armeniaca (apricot)
Lineage: Eukaryota; Viridiplantae; Streptophyta; Magnoliopsida; Rosales; Rosaceae
Source: the annotation of a GenBank genome assembly